Didymella exigua CBS 183.55 is the source of this 1049-nucleotide messenger RNA. RefSeq lists its product as uncharacterized. Gene Ontology annotation, biological process: electron transport chain. The transcript is spliced from 4 exons. The coding region runs from base 157 to 831 and encodes 224 amino acids. The record is from RefSeq and is a predicted model, not a curated record. NCBI's taxonomy places the organism in Eukaryota, Fungi, Ascomycota, Dothideomycetes, Pleosporales, Didymellaceae.
CGUGGGUGGGUGCGGUCGUCAAGUCCUCACAGCUACGAGUUUCUUGCGGCCGGCAUCUUCCGCUUGGCAAGGCGCAUUGCGCUUCCAGGAGCUCCAACAUCGACAUAUCGACAUCACGCACGACGUCGACAACCCUCACAGCACACCGCCGCAACCAUGUCCGCCGUCUCCCGGUCAAUUGGCUCCCGCCUGCUCGCGCCCGCCCUGCGACCCUCUGCGACACGCGCUCUUGCCCCCGCAUACCGCACAUACUCGACCAACGAGGACACUCCCCACCACCACAAGACGACCCCCGAGGAUGCGCCCGCUGUCCCCCUCAAGAGCGAUUCCACCCAGAUCAGGAAGGAGAGCGCCGUCGAGGGCUUGAGGCAUGCGCCGGAUUACAACGUUGCUGUCGACUACAGGACCUCCAACUUCUCCCCCAUCCCCAAGCGCGUCAUGGACGGCAGUGAGCCUGGUGAGAGCGUGGCUGCGGCUGUGCUGUCUGGCGCACCCGUCGACCUCCAGGCCCGCCAAGUUCGCAUCUACAAGCCCGCAAAGACCGCCACACAGUCCGGAAACUGGACAUCGGAGCACUGGCUUAUGGACUGGGACGUCCUCGCCAAGGGCCACCGCUGGGAGAACCCCCUCAUGGGAUGGGCGUCGUCCGCUGAUUUCAUGAACGGCCACCGCCUGCAGUUCCAGUCGAAGGAGGAUGCCAUCAACUUUGCUAACAAGCAGGGCUACGAGUACUUCGUCCAGGAGCCCAACGUUCGCAAGUUCGUCCCCAAGGCGUAUGCCAACAACUUCACACACGUUCCUGGAAAGUUGAAGCAGGUCAGGACAAAGUGAAGAGAUUCAGGGAAGAUGAGAUAUCACGUGUAAAUACUGGUUCAAGUUUGCUUUUCGUUCUGACUGGCCUGAAGAUGAGGUUCUGCGUGAUGGCAUCGUCUCGAAGAUGGUGAGCAUCUGAAGUGCUAACAUCCAAGCCUUUAACAGUAGCAACACGCAUUCCGAGAAACCACAAGAGAGACGCUGCAAUCUUGAGCUGGUGCACAUGCUGAAGUCCC